AUGGAACACUUGGCCCGGAUACAAAAGAACGAUGCUGCUCCAUGUCGCCGGAGCCUGACAAUGCGGUGCCAUGCUGGCCUCUGGGCAACGGCACCAGCCUCUCUUCCAGGCUCAACUUGCUCGCCUGCGGCACAUGCACUGCCGGCCAAUGGACCGCGCGAUCUCGCGCAGCACAUUGACAUCAGCUUCGACUGUUUCACUUGCGUUGCCAAGUGGAAGGUGGCAGCUAGCUGCUGGCAGUUAAAAAAUCCCACGCUCUGGAAGGCUUGCCGAACUGGAAAGGCCAAGGGCAGCAGGUCUGGUGACGCUUCACUUUCGCUUCCCACCGCAGUUUCACACAUCAAGCUGGCAGUAAGUCAGUCUUUGCCAGAGCCGUGCAAGUUGUACCUGAAUUGGUCACGGCCAAGGAAUUUGGCCUCGGCAGCGCUCCGGCUCCGAUGGCUGAUCCACUUCCGCGGGCUGUGCUCGGCCCAGACAUGCCAUGAGCCCAUGUUCCGGUGGUUUGCCGUCGCAUCAGGCAAAAUUCAGGCCAACGUCUUAGACGGCUCCGGAAUCCUGUCAUGUGCUGCAGCCCUACAUCACAGGCUGAUCGAGACGCCAUCCCCCGACACUCGGUGCUUCGUGACGGUAUACAAAGCGGAGGCGGGGAGAGAGGUGCUGUCGGGAUUGGCUGGCGCAAGAGGACUGUCGGGCAAGGAUACGGUGCCGGCUGCAGCUGUAGGUAAGCUUACCGCACAAGAAGCACUCAGCCUGGAAAACGCGCGUGAUGUUCAAGGCGAGGAGAUGAUUGGAUAUGAACCUGGAGAUGCUCUGAAGCUUCAAGUCCUGGAUUACGACGAGAAAGAUGAUGACGAUAAUCUUGGACAAGCUCUUCUGCAGAGUGCUGACUUUCAUCCAGACGGAUUUGAAGGCGAGAUCAGCAUAGGUGAGGGCAGUUUGCACGUGCGGGUAGACAUCACGGUGCCGGAUGAUGACGAAGAAGUCUUCGAUCCUGCUGGGCACGUAGGCCCCCACGAUCGCGAGCCUGCGCCCUUCCUGUUGCGGAGCAUGGACACAGGACGAACGCACCGGCUAGUUGCCUACACAAGGAUAGGCCGAAGUCGGAGAAUGCUUGAAGAUAAGAUCGAUCUUGUUUUGGACUCGCCCGGCAACUGCGAUGUGUCUAGGCUCCAUGCUGUCAUCAAGUGCUGGCGGGGGCCUGAUCCAAACGCUUGGCUUGCGCGGAUAUAUGACGAGGGUGCAGAGGGGGGUGCUGGAAUGGGCCCCGGCGGUGGCCACGGUGGCGGUGGAACAACCGUGGAUGGCGAGGCCGUCGAUCCAAUGUUAGGUACUGCCCUGGAGACUGGAAGCGUACUGCGGUUUGGUGUACGAGAAAUGUGGGUCUUUGAGCGUGCGCCAAUGCACUUGCGCAGCCAGGACGCAGAAAUUGCAUGCAACAAAGCUGCAGCCAACUCACAGGAGGAUCCUACCCUCAUAAGAUCGUUGAAGAUUCCUAGCAAUGCAGUAGACUCUGCGCUCCAGAGAUGCCCUGAUUGGUUCUCCAUUGUGCGGGUAGUGCUGGAAUGCCGCCUGGAGCCAGAUGAGCCUGCCUGCGUAGACUGCAUUGAGACUCAAGAUGAGUGCGGCCGCACUGUUGGAAGACAUGAGGCCUACUCGUUGACAGCGCAGCUCAAGUAUGACAUACAGCGCAUUCUUCGUGAGGUCAAAGUUGGCGGCACGGUGAGACUGCGGCUUUCGAAUGAUCCAAAGCUCUUGGCCCCCAUCUUGGAGUACCUGGACAAGCAGCGCGCUGAAAUGCAGGAGAUCUACCAGAGCCGGGCACAGGAAGCGUUGGACUAG
Molecule: messenger RNA, 1839 nt
Organism: Effrenium voratum
Lineage: Eukaryota; Dinophyceae; Suessiales; Symbiodiniaceae
Source: the annotation of a GenBank genome assembly